Closterium sp. NIES-67 is the source of this 1649-nucleotide messenger RNA. The record is from the annotation of a GenBank genome assembly. Lineage: Eukaryota; Viridiplantae; Streptophyta; Zygnematophyceae; Desmidiales; Closteriaceae.
CAGGACCAGGGGCAAGAACGGGGGCAGGAGGAGGGAACCGGGCACGGGAUGGGGCAGGGAGAAUCCUUUCCACCGAUCAGUCCGGGCAGUUUGAAAUUCCUGCUGCCUGUUUGCAAGAGCGCCGCACACGUGGUUGCACGGCUGCAGGCUCAAGGUCUGCUGCUGGGUCCUGGUAACCAGGUUACAACUAGUCAGCGGAAGAUGACACCUGAAAGGGAGGCUGCACCUGGUGGGGAGGUGGCAACUGGAAGGGAGGUGGUACCUGGUAAGCAGGUGCUAUCUGAGCCAGCAGCAUCUACAGCAGCACGGCACAUUCUCCGCUUCUCCCUGCAGUGCCUUCGCAUCCUUGCAGCCCUGGACCCCGUACCAGCCACCGAACCUGAACCACCAGGCUCGACCGUCCCAGGCUCGGCAGUCCCAGGCUCGGCAAACACGGACCUGUUAGCAGCAGUUGGAGGUUCGGAGCUGAUUCCGUUCCUCCUGGACCUGCUGCAUGAGCUGGGACCCCCUGUUGUCACACCACCGACUGCACCAGCAGCAGAAGCAUCACCAAGAGCAGCAGGUUUGAGCAGAGAGCAAGUGACAGGACCAGCAGCUGUAAGACCAGCAGUGAUGGCCGCUCUCUACCCGUGCUGUAACCCGUACCCUGGUUACCGCAGGGAUGUGGUUGCAGUGAUUGCCAAUGCGUGCCACAGACGCAAGGCAAACCAGGAUGCUGUCAGGCUCUACUCUGCUCCUCUCAGCAUUCCCUCAUCCGCUGCUGCUGUUGAUUCUCCUGCCACCGAUCGCACUGCGACCACCACUCCCGCCACCACAGACAGCACCAACAACAGCAGCACCACCACCACUAGCGCAACCACCAGCACCCAAACAACCCCCACCCCCCCCAACCCGCCCAGCAGCAGCAUCAUGAGCAGCGGUCUCUUUCUUAUCCUCCAGCAGUGUGUGGCAGGCGACAGCCGGCUCGGGGACGACCUCCUCAGAGAGUGGGGCCUGUGGGCUGUGCGGAACCUUCUAGAAGCCAACCCCGAGAACGCUGCUGACGUGGCGGCGCUGGAGGUGAGAGGUGGGGCGCAGACAGAUGGGUUGAGGGAGAUGGGGCUGGCUGUGGAGGUGGAUGGGCGGACAGGGCGGCCCAAGCUUAGGAAUUUAGGGGCAGAUGAGAGAUGACGGGGAAAAGGGGUGCGCUUUUCUAUGAUUGGAGGUGAGAGGCGGGGCGCAGAUGGAGGGGUUGAGGGAGGUGGGGAUGGGUGUGGAGGUGGAUGGGCGGACAGGACAGGGCGACCGAGGUUGAGGAAUAUGGGGGGGGCAGAUGAGUUGAGAGGUGAGGGAUCGCCAUGUCAUGUCAAACGCAGUGGUGUCAUCAUGCGAUGUUGUGCCAAUAGAUGCUUGUAUUGCAUUGCGUUGCCUUGGCUGGAGGAGAGGUGAAGGGAGCUGAUCUGAGGAGAUUCCUCUGGAGAAGCCAGAGCUUGAUAGAUAUGCUUUACGGAGGUGUUCAGCUUGUUGUACCGGUACCUUAGCUGUAGAGCCGGUUGGGGGAGAAACACCAGUGCUGCUUGGCAUCCUGCUGGAGUGCACUCAGGUGUUCUAGAACGUUUGAUCAUAAUGUGCACCCUCGGGAAUGUACCGUUAUAUGUACAUUUUGCACC